GUGCAAAGUUUGGCGCUAUCCGAGAGCGAGAAAAGUUUAUACCUUUGUUGUGUUGUCUUACUAAAAUUUUAGCUUGUGAAGAAUAUAUAAAAAUACCAGUACAAGUAUACAUGUAGAAUAAUCCAAAACAAAGGAAGAAUAUAAGUGUAGGUAGACACUGAUUGCUGAAGCAAGACAAAAAGUGUCUAUCCUCUAGCCCAAAAGAGAAUAAGAAGAAGAACAUGAUAACACGUACAUAACCUAAUAUUUGAUAAAAAAAAGACGGAUUUUUAUAUAUUGUAUUUAAAUGGUAUUCAAUUAUUGGCAAUAGAAAUUUAGGAAGUAGCUUGUAUCUCAAAAUGGCAAUGUUGGUGCCAGCCAUAAAUAAAACUUUUAUGUUAUUAGGGCAAUGUGUGCCAUGCCUUAAACAAGGAGCAUCCAAAUUUAAAGUUAAACGCCUAGAACUUGAUACCAAUUUGAAUAUGUUUUUCCCAAAACAUGAAUUCGUAUAUGCCCAUGAUCCUGAAAAGAAAUGUAAAUCUGGUGAUAUAGUCAUAGUUGAACUUCUGCCAGAACGACUCACUAGAUUGAUUACUCACAGAGUAAAAGAAGUCUUGUACCCAUAUGGUGACAUAACAGACCCUGUUACUAAUAAAAAAGUUGUAGCUGGUAAAUACAGAGAUCAUAUUGAAGAUAUAAACAAGAUAUAUGGUGAGAAGAAAUCAACAUUUAAAUAUAAAAAUGCUCCAAAUAGAGGUUGGCAAGAAAAUAAGAAAGAUUUUACACAUUUGGAAACAUAUAUUAAGUACCAUGAGUCAGGAGAAGAUGAUCCUAGAGCUGUAUAGAAAGUGUUUUUAUAAUAAAUUUAUACAAUUAAACUUUUGUUAAUUGUUAUAUUACUAGUUCAUUAUAGGUUUAUUAGUAUCAUGAUUUUAUUAUUUAUAAAUUUUAAAAACUUACGUCAA
Molecule: messenger RNA, 944 nt
Organism: Diabrotica balteata
Lineage: Eukaryota; Metazoa; Arthropoda; Insecta; Coleoptera; Chrysomelidae
Source: the annotation of a GenBank genome assembly